AUGGAUGCCAUGCCAUGUCGAAAGAAGGACAGUAUGUCCAAGCAACAACAACCUCGAAAGAAAAAGACAGUGACGAAGAAGAACCAAUCGGGCACGAGACGAUCUCGUCGGGAUAGUAAUUGCAGUCAUGGCACCGGGCUGGACGUGGACGCACGUCGACCAUCCAUUGCAUUGGCUUCCAGUCUCUUGCCACACAUGGCAUCGUCAUUGUCUUCCAGUCUCUUGCCACACAUGGCAUCGUCAUUGUCUUCCAACAUUCAUUUGCGUCUUUUUCGCAUUCUAAACGAAGCCAAUGCACCGGUACUGGCAAUGGAUGCAACGGGUUGUGUGACGUUUUGGAACCAGCAACUCACGCAGCUCUCGGGGUUGCUAGCGGUCGACGUGAUUGGUCGUUCAAUGACGGAGCUGGUCACGGCCGAGAAGACGAUAGAAGUGACACGUGGACUGGAACAAGCUCUUGCUGAUAUGGACGUGACGGUGCGGGACGUGGAGAUGGAGUUUCAUACACCGAAACGUGGACGCAACUUGAAGCUGCUUGUGAAUUUGACGGUCGACGUGAAAGACAAUAACGUGGCUGGUAUCGUGGCUAUCGGACAGGAUAUUACGGAAUCGACAGGACGAGCGACACAGAAUGAUCAAGUGGAUCAACAAGCCAAUGCUCCGGUUGUAGAACUGGAUCGAGAUGGACAUAUUCUUGUAUGGAACGACAAGGCCGAAGCAACCACAGGGUACGCUAAUAACCAGGUUCUAGGCACACCACUCGUUGACCUGGUGCAAGAAGACUACCGUGAGCUUGUUAGUAAACUCUUGACGCGCGUUGCAUCGACCAACACGUCUGUUUCCAAGUGCGAGCUGCCGUUAAAGACGGCUGGCGGCGCAUGCGUAGAGCUUCUGCUGAGUCUCACGCCGCAGGUCAGCGAUGAUGGAGCUGGCUCAACUGUCGACCGCAUCGUGGCGAUUGGACAAGAUGUGACAGCGCGUAACGCGAGUGAAAUGGAGUAUAGCAAGCUGGUGGAUUCCGCUAACGCACCUAUUUUCGGUGUAGACGCAGAGGGUUGCAUUGUGAUUUUCAACAAGAAGGCUGCACAGAUAAGUGAGUACUGGCCCGGCGAGGUCAUGGGCGUCGAUUUGGUGUCGUUCUUGAUCCACGAAGACUACCGAGAGGAUGUGGCAGCAGUUUUCCAGAAAGCGCUACGCGGUGUCGAGACUGCAAACUGUGAGUUUCCUCUGAUCACUAAACACGGUCGGAAGGUGGAAAUACUGCUGAACGCUACACCGCGCUACAAUGAUGCCGGAGCUAUUGUCGGCGUAGUCGGCAUAGGCCAAGACAUUACGGAACGAGUCGUGCAGGAGCAAGAGUACACACGUCUCAUUGACACGGCAAACGCACCCAUCGUAGGUGUGGACAAGGAGCUUUGUGUGACGAUAUGGAAUAAGAAAGCGGCGACCAUUACUGAUUAUUCGCAUGUGCAGGCAAUUGGCAAGAAUCUCCUUGGGUUUAUUGCACAACAUGCGCGCGACACUGUAGCAGAUGUGCUUUCUAAAGCAAUGUGUGGUAUUGAGACUGCGAACUUUGAGUUUCCUUUGAUGACGAAAAGCGGGAGACAGCUAGACAUCCUGCUGAAUGCUACACCGCGCUUUGACCACAGCGGCAAUAUCACUGGUAUGGUGGGAAUCGGACAAGAUUUUACUGAUCAACGCGCACAAGAGGAAGAGUACAUUCGACUGAUUGAUACGGCUAAUGCGCCAAUUUUUGGCAUUGAAAUGGGAGGUCGUGUGGAUAUCUGGAAUCGAAAGGCUGUGGCUAUUACGGAGUACACAGUGCUGGAGGCACGAGGAACUCGGCUAGUUGAAAGCUUUAUUCCACUCGACUACCGUGCUGGAGUGGCAGAAGUGAUGUCGAAGGCCAUGGAGGGGGAAGGCACAGCAAAUUUUGAGUUUCCGUUGAUUACGAAAACUGGUCGACGCGUCGAUAUACUGCUGAAUGCGACACCGCGUUACAAUCAGCACGGUGACAUUGUGGGCGUUGUUGGUAUUGGCCAGGAUAUUACUGAGCGUAUUGUGCAAGAGCAAGAGUAUAGUCGUUUGAUCGACACAGCUAAUGCACCCAUUUUUGGUGUCGACAUGGCUGGCCUUGUAAAUAUUUGGAAUGACAAGUCCGCGGAGAUCACGCAAUUUACAGCUGACGAGGUCAUUGGAAAGGACUUGGUGCAAGAAUUUAUAUCGGAGGGCUACCGCCCUGCCGUGGGCUUGGUGUUGUCACAGGCAUUGAAUGGUGUCCAGACUGCCAACUUUAACUUUCCCCUUAUUACCAAAUCCGGGCGCCGCGUUGAGAUUUUACUGAAUGCCACUCCACGAUACAACGAAUUGGGUGAGAUUGUCGGUGUAGUGAGUAUUGGUCAGGAUAUUACAGAGAGAAUUGCCCAGGAACACGAGUACAGCCGGCUAAUCGAUACUGCCAACGCCCCUAUUUUUGGAGUUGAUAGCGAAGGCCGUGUAAAUAUCUGGAACAAGAAGGCAGCAGAGAUUAUGCAAUAUUCUACUGAUGAAGUUUUGGGGGAAAACUUGGUGGAACAAUUUAUUACGGAAGAUUACCGUGAGGCUGUCGGUGCAGUUUUGUCUAAGGCUCUUGAUGGAAUCGAAACAGCAAACUUUGAGUUCCCUCUGGUCACAAAAGCAAACCGCCGAGUUGAAAUCUUGCUCAAUGCCACACCUCGGUUCAAUGAACAUGGGACGGUUAUUGGCAUGGUAGGUAUUGGCCAGGACAUUACGGAUCGUAUCGCCCAGGAACAGGAAUAUGCACGAUUGAUUGAGAAGGCAAAUGCUCCAAUUUUUGGUGUCGACUCACAAGGUCUGAUCAAUAUCUGGAACCACAAAACGGCUGAAAUGACGCGAUUCUCAAAGGAAGAAGCAGUAGGCAAGGACUUGAUGAGCUGGGCGAUUCCGGAAGAGUACCGCGACGCUACAGAAACUAUCUUAUGGAAGGCCCUGGAGGGCGAUGAAACAUCAAAUUUUGAUGUCGAAUUGAAGAAAAAGAAUGGUCGCACUGUAAAUAUUCGAAUGAACGCGACUGCAAGGUUUGACCAGCAUGGUGAAAUUGUGGGCGUAGUUGGCAUUGGUCAGGACUUGACUGAUCGCAUUGUGCAGGAGCAAGAGUAUACACGUCUGAUUGAUACAGCGAACGCGCCGAUCUUUGGCGUAGAUGCAAACCUCUGCGUAAACAUCUGGAACAAGAAAGCUGCUCAGAUUACCAAAUACUCUACGGCAGAAGUCAUCGGCGAGAACUUAGUGGAAACGUUUAUUUCGCCAGAGUAUCGUCCAAUUGUCGCGGACGUAUUCACCAAAGCUCUGAAUGGUAUUCAGACUGGGAAUUUUGAGUUUCCAUUGAUCACACGGCCUGGUACGCGAAUUGAGAUUCUUUUAAACGCGACGCCACGAAAUGACAUGCAUGGUAAUAUUGUUGGUGUAGUGGGCAUUGGUCAGGAUAUUACUGACCGCAUUGCGCAGGAACAUGAAUACUUUCGAUUGAUUGAUACGGCGAAUGCUCCCAUUUUUGGUGUUGACACUUUUGGGUGCAUUAAUGAAUGGAACCAAAAGAUUGAGGAGAUUACGGGAUUCCACAAGUCGACGGUUCUGGGUCUAUCGUUGGUGGAUGCAUUUAUUAAUGUUGAAAACCGACCGGAAGUACGCAAACUGCUGAACCAGGCAUUAAUUGGCAUUGAUGUUGGGGAGAUGGAACUACCCAUGACGACUGUAGCUGGACAAUCAUUGCUAUUGCUCGUCAAUGCCUCCAGUAAGAAGGACAUGCACGGGAAUAUUCGUGGUGUGAUUGGAGUGGGUCAAGACUACACUGCGAAGAAACACAUGGAAGCGGCCAAGGUGAACUUCCUGGCUUCCUUCAGUCACGAGCUAAGAACACCUCUGAACGGCGUGUUGGGUAUGCUGGAACUACUGCGCGAUCAAAAGUUGGACAAGACGCCUGAACGCUACGUGCACAUUGCGUACAUUUCCGGGUCACUGCUGCUAAACUUAAUCAAUGACAUCCUCGACUUGUCAAAGAUUGAAGCCGGGCACAUGGAGAUCUCAGCAGAUUUGUUCCAAAUGCAAGAUCUACUGGAGUACUCGGUGGAAAUUUUUAAGUUUAAGGCUCGUGAAAAGCACAUCAAGCUUACAUUAGAGUGCUCUCCGAAAGUGCCGAAGCAAGUAGUUGGUGAUGUUAGUCGACUUCGGCAGGUGCUGCUAAACUUGUUAUCGAACGCUAUCAAGUUCACGAACGAAGGAUCAAUCACAGUUCGCUGCAAUUUGGUACCAUCACCAGACCUUUCGAAGGAUUGUGUGAAGCUAUUGUUCCAAGUCAUUGAUACUGGUGUCGGCAUGGACGAUGAGGAAAAGUCACGGUUGUUUUCGUUAUUCACAAAGCUUGAACGUACACGCAAGAAUAAUCCUACGGGCUCUGGGUUGGGACUUGCAAUCUGCAAACAGCUUGUGGAGCUUAUGGGCGGUGGUAUUGACGUUGACAGUGAACUGGGAGAGGGCUCAGAGUUUUUCUUUACUGUAGUCGUAGGUCGGGUUGGUGAUGAAGACGAAGGUAUUGUCCAAAAGUUCCCAGCUAUUUUGGCUGCUGAUUCGAGCCUUGCACCCUCUCUAGCGUCCAGUACUGCAAGACAAAACGCGGAAUUAGUGCCGGAGCAUGCUCGUAUAUUGGUGGUGGAAGACAAUGAAUUCAACUGGGAAGUUGUCAAGAGCUUCUUUAUGGAAGACAAUCACUUUUUGCAAUGGGAGACAAAUGGUCUAGAUGCGUAUCAGAUGUACCAGGAGCAUCAUUGUUCGUAUGACAUCGUGCUAAUGGACUGUGAGAUGCCAAUCAUGAAUGGGUACGAAUCCACCCGAAAUAUUCGCAUAUUUGAAAAGCAGCACGAUCUUCCCCGUAUUCCUAUCAUUGGCGUCACAGCGUAUGCUAUGAGUGGUGAUCGGAAAAAGUGUCUUGACGCCGGAAUGGAUGAGUUUAUUGUCAAACCUAUCUCGAAAAAUGAGCUGCGCAAGGCAAUCCGAAAGUGGAUGAUUGUACGCUACUCGGGUCAACAUUGUCCCCGACCAUCAGGAAUAGAGUCUCUCGAUAUUAUUGUCGAUGCGUCAUCCAACCAAAAUGCCGCCAACUUGGUGGCGGCGUCGAAGCACAAGGAGAAGCUUGAUCUGGAUCGGGCCAUUUCGGACCUAGAACUGGAGGACCCGAUGAUGAUCGGUCAGGCUGGUGGAAUUCAGACAGCAGCAGGCUCGGAGGCAUUGCUAAUGUCGCUCACUACUAUCAGUGAGAGCCGAAGUAACCAGUCAGCAAGUUCGGGGACCCUCGGACGCACAAUUGGACCGGCGGAUACUCAUUCAUCGGUGAUCGUGAUGUCCAAAUCGACGGAACAAACGAUUCGGUCCGUGGUGCAUCGUGAAAAUCUCGUGAAUGCUUCAAGCAUUGUUGGUACGAAUUUGUUUGCUGCAGCAAAUGCAGCUGGAAUCUAUCCUAUGCAUGUGACUGAAGUUGCGCCGCAGUCGUCAUCGUCAGAUGACAGCAAUGGUCAGCAAGAGGCUGAUGAAAGUGCAAUUAGUUCGACAAUUGUGACAAGCAAAGCUUCCCAAGCAGCUUUGUUAUACUCUACAACCAUGGCGCCUGAAGAUGUUGUGAUUCCAAGUGGUGAUCCGAUCGACUACGCUCUUGGUGUCGAACAAUGCGGUACUAGCGAAAGCUUGUUUAUGAGUCUGCUUGAGAAGUACGCGGGGUUGAGCGAGGAGUUUAUGAAACGUAUCGAGGAUGCUUAUUCCAUGAGUGAUUUCGUUGUGCUUCGACGCGAAAGUCACUCCCUCAAGGGAUCUUCAGCGUAUGUUGCAGCUAUGCGUGUUUCCAAGGCAGCAUUCCGUGUACAACUAGCCACUGAGCACGUGAUGGAGAAAACCGCUACCGAGGAGAACCAUACUUCUUUGAAGGACGCGUUCCAGCUUUUAAAGAGAGAGCAUCGUGCUCUACGUGGCUAUCUUCGACGUAACUUUUCCUUCCGCACGAGUACUGCUGGUGGAAAUCAAGACACAAAACAGAUGAGUAAGGGAGGAGGAGGAGAUAACGCUUGCGUUAUCAUGUAA
Messenger RNA from Peronospora farinosa, 6126 nucleotides. Lineage: Eukaryota; Oomycota; Peronosporomycetes; Peronosporales; Peronosporaceae. The record is from the annotation of a GenBank genome assembly.